Molecule: messenger RNA, 6054 nt
Organism: Penicillium argentinense
Lineage: Eukaryota; Fungi; Ascomycota; Eurotiomycetes; Eurotiales; Aspergillaceae
Gene: hir3
Product: putative transcriptional corepressor of histone genes (Hir3)
Exons: 4
Coding region: 1-6054 (2017 amino acids)
Biological process (GO): chromatin organization
Cellular component (GO): HIR complex; nucleus
Molecular function (GO): nucleosome binding
Source: RefSeq, a predicted model, not a curated record
AUGGCGAGCUGGGUGGCUUUGAACGUUGAGCCCGACGAUGCGGUCGAAGAAGAGGUGGAUGACACCAAGGAGCUUCAGAUCGAAGAAGCGCUGAAGCUGUACCAUAAUGCUUUGAAGCUGCACUCCCAAGGUCCGGAUUUCUACACUCAAGCCGCCGAAGCAUACGACGCCCUACUCAACUCGGAGAUCUUCAAAUACCCCGAAUCGAUCUCGGACUUUAAACGGGCGACCCUGCCAGACGCGCAGUCCACGGAACCUGUUGACGAAAGCCCGACGGAUGCGAUUGUUGAGUACAAUGUCAGCGAUUCGACAUCCAGCCUAUUCCAAACACUCUACCUGUCCCGCAAGAACUACGGCAAAUACCUCCUCGACGUGCUGCACGAGACCCUCCGCGAACCCCCAAAAGACGACGACGCAGCACGAAAGAUCUCCAAAAAGUCCUUCGAAGCGACGAAAAAGGCGCUUACUUCAUUCGCUGAAGCGCUAGAGCGCGAUGACACCGAUCUGAAUCUAUGGAGGCAAAGUGCACGACUUGGCAGCGCCCUACAAAGUUACCGUUUGAAUCGAUUCUGCUUGGAAAGUGUGCUGGCAGAUGACGACAAUCGGCUGGAAGUGCGGCCAGAGCAGCUAGGCCUGGAGGAAAUUUUUUCAGAGGAGCGACUGCGGAGUGCUUUGAAAUCCCUCUUUGAUGGAUUGUCAGCUUCUCAAAUCCCCGUCAAGAAGCCCAAGAAGGCCUUGGUGAAGUAUUUAAAGAAGCACGAAGACCUCUACGAAUAUUUGCCCAACCUCCCAGACGAUCUGCAACUUCUUGAUCCGUCCAAAGGUCCUCUUUCUCUCUCGACUUCUCGCCUGGAGAUCACACCAUCUGAUGCAACAUGGGAGUCAGUUGGUCAAUCCAUACUCGAAGCACUCGACGAUGAAGAUGAUGACUCUGAAGAUGAUGAAGACGAAUCCAUCACAGCAUCUCCAAACCGCGCAAUUCAAAUCGUUCUGCCGGCGAGGGAUUCAACGCCCCAGGAGGACGAGGAAAUGGCGGAACCAGAUAAUGCCCCUGAGAAUGAUGAUGCCCAAGUCAGGCCUGAAAUAGCCUUUGCUGACAUGCCCCAAGUCGGCGAGCAAAGUGCCGAGACCGAGGCCGAACAGCCUCAGCCCGAACCUGGUCCAGGGCCAUCAGAGCCGGGCGAGGAACAUUCGUCUAUUGAUCAGAGCGCAGAAAAACAACUCAUGGAAUCACUUGAAGGGGAAUCUGCUCAAAUUCCUGAAAGACAGGGGAGUGCAGGUGACGAAACCAAUGCCGAGGAGGCAGACCCGAAGUCUCCAUCUGAGACUCGGAAGCGAUCAUCUGCCUCAGCUGCCAAUGAUGAUUUCCAAGAGGGAGGCAGGAUGAAAAGUCGACGAACUCGAGCUCGAGAAUCUAAUGCGGAUGCACUCGUUCAGCCGGAAGAGAUCGCAUUUGACCAAGAAAAAUACUACGAAGAUCGCCUUGAAGUCUUUGUGAAUGCGGAUGAGUGGAUGUUCAAUACUAUCAACUCCCUAUUCUCCAAGUUUGACAUGCAGGCAUUGGGCAGCAUUGAGAGCCUGAAAGCCACCGUGGCGGCCGUGAGUGAUUCUAGCGACGUGCCAGAAGAGCCCGAGGCUCGAUUGUUCCAAGACUUCCGUGGUAUUAUCAAGAACUGGAAUGAUGAAAAGUCUCGCCUCAUGCAACAAAAAGAUGAUCUCUCUUCACUCAAGGAUAUUCGCGGCAGCAGCAAGUCUGGGCUAUCCGUCUUCCUUGAACAUUCUAGGAAAGCUACCAGAAAACCUCUGGUCCAAGAAAUUUCCGCCGGAGAGAAAGUGUACGCUUUUUGUGAAAGGGUAAACCGAGACUGGUUUCACCAACAUGCAUGCUUGUAUGAGUGGCUCAAAUGUCUUCUCAUGCCAAAUUUCGGAGAGGACACUUCGGACUGGUCCGUCCAAAACUCGACAUACAUAUCGUCCCAGUGGCCCGAAGAACUUAAAGAAACUGUCGUCGAACUCUUGGUUCGAGAGGACGAGUUCUUGUACACAAGGAUGCAGGAGUCAGUUGCAAGCCUCGAGCGACGCAUUCUUGACUUAAAUACAGAAAUGCCUUUUGAAUACCAGACAAGUGACCUCGCCAACUUGGAAAUGAUACAGUCUAUCUAUGAGCUUCAUUUGGAGAUAUACUCUUCCGUGGACGCCAUGGACACGAAAGAUAGCCAAGAGGAAAAAUCCGCGCAAAAAGAACGUCUUGGCCGAUGGGGCACGUUGUCGCGCUUCUGCCUUGAGGUCUUCAUUGAGAAUUGCCCAUCCGAAGAGCCACGACAAAAUCUUUGUCUCCGCCACUUGUGGACAUCGGUUUUCCACCUCAAUCUUGCGGGCGAGGCUCAGCGCGAGCAUGUCCUACUUUGUCUGCAAGAUCUUAAAUUUAUUCUUCAGUCCAUCGGCGACCCUUCCAUCCAUCUUGUGAACAACUCCGUCAUACCUGAACUAUCUAACGAAGCGAUAGACCAGGAGAUGUUGAAACUGAAGUGCAUGGACUUCUUUGCCAAGGUCUUUAACCCCGGGGACGAAGACCCUGUAUCACUCAUUGAAGCGAUUGAGCCAAUUCUCGAGCCAUCAUCCAUAGAAUAUCCGGAAGGUAACUCCGACACGAACGAUCUGAAUGAGCCCCCAUCUCAUUUCAGCGAAAUGGCCUCCUUCCUUGACCGGGGAGACGCUACUUUGCGACUAUUUUUGUGGCGGAGGCUGCAGGAGACCUAUCAAUCCAUCGACUACCCCCCGAAAGUUGUUUCCUGCUAUCUACGCAGUAUCGAAACUGUCAUGAAAGAGCUAGAACAUAGCAAGCACACCGAAGAAACAAGCAGCCAUCGCCAAGUCGCUUUGCUUGGUUGGUUGAAGUCUCUUGAUGGAAUACUAGCCAAGGCAAUACCGCUGAUCUUGCAAGACCCCAGGAAGGCUUAUGAGUGUGUUGAUAUGGAUCAUUUACAUGCUUCCAUGUCCGCAGUGGCCCGGCUGGCCAGACUUCUCCAAAGCUUCAUUCUCUACGAGGACUCAGUGCGUGUCGGACAAAUUUCUGGAAGAGAUCUUCGAGGAUCACUGGCGAAGUCACUUGAGAACUUCAAGGAAAGGAUGCGGGAACUGUAUGUCCGUUGCUGGAUUCUACAAUAUACCAUGUUCUUGGAGGCGAUAUCUCAGAACCAGGGUCUCUUUGAUGAUCCGCUGGAAGAUCGUAUUCGUUUUCUUCGGAGUGUGCACAAUUCGCUUGGAGUUCGGUCCAUGUGCAGAUACUCGCAGAAGCGUUUCCUCAAGCUCAUCAAAUCCGAACUGCUCAAUCUCGAAACCAAGGGAGACUACGAGUUUGACAUCUACCAGGUCCUCUAUGACCUCCAUGGGAUCAAAUUCUCUCCAACAGAUGGCACAGCCGACCAUGGAUGCUCGACCGAGAAGCUAGAUCGGCCCACCGCAAUCAUGAUGAUUGAUUUCGUGAUGAAACAAGCUAAGAAAAUGAACAUGAAAGACCUCUCUAAAUCUGAGUUGAAGACUACGGUCGAAAAGAUGCAAGCAGCGAUCGGUCCUGUCAAGCCAUCGUCUCAAUCCCCGCAGAUGAAUUUCAACCGUCGCACCAUCACCACUUACUUCAAGAACCCUAUCAACCCUUCAAAUCUGCUUCGAGCUGUCCAAGGAGUCACGGAACUUCCGCUGCUACCGGUUCCCGGGGAGAAUGCAACAAUUGCUGCGAAAGGCUGGUAUUUUCUUCUUGGUCAUGUCUCUCUCACAAAGUUUCGCUCUCAAAAGCGUCUUGGUCCCGGCUCAGUUUCAGAGUUAGAUGAUGCAGUCAAUUUCUUCCGACAAGAUUUAGAGUAUGGAACAGGCAGGUGGGAGACCUGGUAUCGACUUGCGCAGGCUUAUGACACCCAACUCGAGGAAGACAUCACAUGGGCAGCAGACAAGAUGAACAACAACCGCAGUGAUCUGGCAACAACGCAGCGAUAUGCAAUCCACUGUUAUGCUAUGGCCGCAUCAACGGCCAUCGGAACUGCCGAGCCAACGACGGAAACCCGAGACUUGCUGUCCGAUCUGUACACCGAUUUCGGUAUACGGAUGUAUUCCUCGUCCCGGGAACCUCUUUCCAUGGGCGCCUUUGGGGUUGCAGACUUUUCGCGCCACUUCAGUAAUGCGGAAAGCCAGCAGAUGUACAAAGCCCAGCCCUUCAAGGAAAUGUCUCUAUACUCAGUAUGGAACUUCGCCAGCAACAUUCUAAGGAGGGCAGUCAAUGCCAAACCCGGGCGUUGGUUGGCGCAAUACUUCCUCGGGAAGUGCCUUUGGAAAAUGUUCAGCUGCGAUGAUUCAAUGCGGACAACCUCGAGGAAGGUUGAAAUGCACGAUGUCAUCGAUGCAUUGCUUGAUUCGAUUGCAGCUCUCCCACAACGUAAAGAUUCUCGCGCUGAUCCCAUUUUUGAGCCUCACUUCAAACUUUUGUCUGUGGUGCACAAGCUCGUCACCAGAGGAGCCAUGACGGUCACCGAGGCAAGCAAAACACUUUCCGUUUCACCAUGGGCUCGCAAGGUCGAUACCCCUGAAAACAUGGAGGGUUGGAAACCGUACAUUCUUGAAGUAAUCAAACGUUUCAAGAGUGCCGAUAAGUCGAAUUGGCACCAUCGGAUGAGUGCAAAGGCUGCCCAUAUCAUUUAUGAUGACCAGCAAAAUGCAGCCGCAGCAGCUGCUGCAAAGCAUGAAAUGUCUCAGAUAUUCACAAAAACGCUCACUAUCCAAGUCUGGCGACCAGAAUUUGAACGCCCUGGCAGGCAUUUCGUAUACACAACGCGCUACGUGUAUUUCUUCAUCAGCCUUCUGGAUCAGCUCGAUGACCGUGCUAGCCUUGAUCAGUUGCUGCGCCGUGUUAGAAAGAAACAAGGCGACUUCAUCAACCACUCCAAAUUGUGGGAGGAUGCCUGCUCGACCUACGCCAAGAUGAUUCGCAGGGCGGCCGGUAUCAACGAAAAACACGAGGAGUCUGUUUUCAAACCAAUUGGCUGGGAGGAAUUUUCGACAAAGUCGGCACGUCUUGAACGUCUGAAGAAACUUUCCGAUGACAGCAUGCCUUUGCUAGAACUCGUUCGUGAUUCCCUAGAUUUGAAGAAGCUGAACAACACCCUCUUGAAAGUCACUAUGUUCGAAGAUCUUGUUGCGGACCUGUACUCCCGUGUCUAUGAGCUGAAUCUGCCCCAGCUCGUUGAACAGGCCAACGAGGAAAACAAAGAGAAGAUGAAAGUCAAUCAUCUCCUCAUGUCGGGCGAUGUGACUGCGGACGUGUCAGCGCCCACAACACCUGUUCCAGCCUCAGAUACUCCUGCUCCUCGUGGUCGUACCAAGGGAAUCUCUCGUCGCGACAUCCAAAAGCGAUCUGACACGCUUGUCAACCUGAAACUUGGCCCGCGCACCGCGGCUAGUAAAUUCACCACUGCGACAGAGACCGAGCAGACUGCUUCGACCCCGCGCGAACCCAACACAACUAGCUUGACUGAACUUAAGUCCACCCCACAGGACUCUGGCAAGCUGAUGUCUACUGCGGGAGAUAAUGCAAAUGCCCAGAAUGUCGGUCUCGAUGGAGUAAAUGAGAGCGGUGAUGACAGCGAUGCGACUGAGACAGACGCCACGAGAACAAACAACCGAUCAAAGAAGCAGGGUGCUUUGAUCGAUUCGAAGAAAGAGACGGGCGAAGUCGAGACUGAAAAUGAUGAUGCCGGUAGCGGCAACGAAGGCGCCGACGAAGGCGAAGGCGAAGACGAAGAUGGUGGAGAUGACGAUGGUGAAGGAGACGCCGGCACGACCGAGGCUGAGACUGGUGGCGAAGAGCCCCAGGAAGGCGAUGACGCCGGUGAUGAAAUGCAGGAUGGAGAUGGAGAGGACCAGACUGCUGCUGAAAGCAAGGCUGCGGACGGAGAGAAUGACGAGUCCGCCAAAGCCACCGGGGAUGAAGGCGCAGAAUCCACUACAACAGUCAAGAACGAGGACACGGAGAAUCCAGAGCCUAUGGAUACCUCGUCUGCGUGA